This is a messenger RNA of Dromaius novaehollandiae (emu), 4386 nucleotides long. RefSeq names its product armadillo repeat containing 3 (gene ARMC3). The record is from RefSeq and is a predicted model, not a curated record. The transcript has 21 exons. Bases 471 to 2972 code for a protein of 833 amino acids. NCBI's taxonomy places the organism in Eukaryota, Metazoa, Chordata, Aves, Casuariiformes, Dromaiidae. Gene Ontology annotation, molecular function: protein binding.
GCCCCGCCCCCGCCCAGCGCAUGCGCAACAGGCCCCGCCGGCGUCUCCUAGCAACCAGGAAACAACGGCGCGGGGGGCUGCAGCGUGAUCGCCCCCGGGCGGGCGCCCGGCGGCGGCGGGAAGUAAUUGCUCUCAGAAGAAACCUUUGAUUCCGUGACUAAGAGAAUGGGUAAAAAAGUAAAGAAGGAAGUAGAGUCUCCACCCAAGGAUGUGCAGAAUGUGUUAUUAAUGGAGGCUCACAACCAAUAAGGGUGGAGGACAUCUUCAGGGCUGGGUGGAGGAAGGAUGUCUGAGGUGUGGUAAGGAUUCUGCUCUGCUGCAGCUGCCUUUGGGAAUGCCCAGAUGGCAGCAUCCGCAUGUGAGGUGCUGUACCAGAGGUGCCCUUGAGGAGCAGCUGCAAGGAAAUGGAGGAUUGUAUUUAGUUUGAUCCUUUAUUAAUUGAAAGUAAAACAGCAGCAACAGUUGUGCUAAUGCUUAGUUCUCCUGAAGAGGAAGUUUUGGCCAAAGCGUGUGAUGCCAUAUAUAAAUUUGCAUCAAAAGGUGAUGAAAACAAAGUGACGCUUCUUGGUCUUGGAGCAGUGGAACCUCUAUAUAAACUCAUCUCACAUGAAGAUCCAAUUGUACGCAGAAAUGCUGUUAUGGUGUUUGGGAUCAUGGCUUCUAAUCAUGAUGUAAGGAAGUUAUUGAGAGAACUGGAUGUCACAAAUUCACUUAUAUCACGGCUGGCACCGGAAGAAGAUGUAGUCAUCCAUGAAUUUGCUACUCUAUGCCUAGCACAUUUGGCUGCUGAAUAUACUAGUAAAGCACAAAUAUUUGAGCAAGGCGGACUAGAACCACUUAUCAGACUACUAGGUAGCCCUGAUCCUGAUGUUAGCAAGAAUUCAGUUGAAUGUAUCUAUCUCCUGGUACAGGAUUUUCAAAGCCGUGCUGCAGUUCGUGAACUGAAUGUAAUUCCACCCUUGCUGGAACUACUGAAAUCUGAAUACCCAGUUAUUCAGUUGUUAGCCCUCAAAACCUUAGAAGUAAUUAGCAAUGACAGAGAAACUAGGAUAAUACUGACAGAACAUCAAGUAUUAGAUUAUCUCCUUAAGAUACUAGAAACCAAGGAAUUCAGUGAUCUACAUGUGGAAGCUCUUGCAGUAGUGGGAAGUUGUCUUGAAGAUGUGGAUACUAUGCAAUCGAUUCAGCAGACAGGAGGCCUUAAAAAGCUACUUUCAUUUAUAGGAGUUUCUACUGUUCCUGAUGUUCAGAAGAAUGCAGCAAAGGCAAUUGCCAAAGCAGCUUAUGACUGUAUGUCUGAAAACAGAAAAAUAUUAAAUGAGCACGAGGUUGAGAAGUAUCUCAUAAACCUUUUGGGAAAUGAUAAUGAUGGAGUUAAAGCUGCUGCUUCCCAAGCAAUUUCUGCCAUGUGUGAGAAUUUAGCUAGCAAACGAGCAUUUGGACCUCAGGGGAUUCCCCAGCUAGUACAGUUGCUAAGCAGUGACAAUGAAGAAGUAAAAGAAGCUGCAGUCAUAGCUUUAGCUAAUUUGACAGCAGCCAGUCCUAGUAAUGCCAGCGCUGUUGCUGAGGCUGAAGGAAUACAGCCAUUAAUAAAUACUUUGAGUGCUCAGAGAGAUGGAGCCAUCGCUAAUGCUGCUACAGUACUAACAAACGUGGCCAUGCAAGAGCCAUUCCGUCUAAAUAUUCUUCAUCAUGGAAUUAUGAGUGCGCUUGUAGGGCCACUGCGCUCUACCAACAGCCUAGUGCAGAGCAAGGCAGCGUUCGCUGUGGCUGCAUUUGGUUGUGAUGCUGAUGCGAGAAAUGAGUUAAGAAAUGCAAGUGGACUGGGACCACUCAUUGAAUUGCUACAUUCUAAGAAUGAAGAAGUCAGAAGAAAUGCCUGUUGGGCUGUUAUGGUUUGUGCAAGCGAUGAACCAACAGCUGUUGAGCUAUGUAGGCUAGGGGCUUUAGAGAUCCUAGAAGAAAUUAACCUGUCAACGGGGCACAAAAAUAACUUUAGUGAAGGAGCUCUGGAAAAGCUGCUUGAUAACAAUCUCUCCCAAAAGUACAGCCAGAUGGGUUAUUUAUCAUCAAGUAAUAUUAUUACUGAUGGAUUCUAUGACUGUGGUCAGGUACAACCGGGAGUGAGAUUUUUAUCUUUGGAGGAACUGAGUAAACAAGAGCUUACUGACCGUCGGGCCCUAAUCUUUGUUAAUGCUAAACCACAGAACAUUGUUCCUGUGGUAGAAGAAAAGCCACAAGAUACAUCUUAUGAGCAGACUAACUUGUCAUCUUCUAUUUUAAGACGAGGCAGUAGAGAAAAAGCCAGUUUAACGGCAUCUCCAGUGGAAGAAAAACAGGAAUUAUCUGGACGAAGGUCUUCACUCAGCAAAGGCAGCACUAGAGAAAAAGGCUCAAGAAAAGGGAAGGGGAAAAAAGAAGAGGAAAAAGUGAAAGAAGAUGAUGUUCAGAUUACAUCUGAAGUCCAGGAUGAAGUAAAUCUUGAAAAUUCACAUUGGUUGCCACCAGCUGACUUCAUUUUACUGGAUUACAUUAAUGAUGCUUCCAAAAUAAUUCUACCACUAACAACUACCUGGAAACAGGUUGUGGUUCUUGCACAGUUUGUUGCAGACAAGAUGGGUGGCCCAAUUGAAAGAGACAGACUACAUGACUUCAGCUGGGAACUUCACAUAAGUGAAAUAGAAUUUGAACUGAAAUGCAAUGCUGUGCCUAUUGGGAAAGUCAAAAAAGGAACAUUCUACCACAGGGCUUUGCUUUUCAAGGUGAUAGCAGACAGAAUUGGCAUUGGCUGCAGUUUAGUUCGUGGCGAGUAUAACAGAGCUUGGAAUGAAGUUAAGUUGGUUGAUGACUCUCCUCAAGGAAUAGCUGGACUUCUGCUUCCUCCUCAAGAGUAUAUUGUAGAUCUAAUGUUUGAGCCAGGCUAUUUGAUGAAACAAGGAAGUGCAGAGGCAGAUCGCUACAAAUUUAUUUAAUCAUCAUGCCAAUUUCUUUUGAAGAUGAUUUCAGUGCUAAUAUUUAUGAAACACAUGGUUUUUGGGGGGGGGUACAGCUAUCAAAAAGAAGCAUAUAUUUCUAUAUUCACUUGUUGAAAGGUGUUCUUCAGUUUCUAAGAACUCACUUUAGGUAUCUGCACCUGGUAUGUAGUCCUAAAUGUUGAAUUAAACAUCAUAUUUUAGGUCUCCAACAUUUUAGCAGUUCUGAUCAUUUUGUGAUACUAUAUUAAGAUUAAACUGUAAAACUAUAGAUUAAAAAUUGGUAGACCAAGAAUAUUUAGUAUGUAUUAACAUUAUAAUACUUAUUAAAUAGGUUUGAAUUAUUUCCAAAAUACAGUUUAUUCUGUUUUUCUUCCCUCAACUCCCAUGUCCAUUUAUGGGACUUACAUGUCCUUGAAGAAAGAGACUGACACCUUUUAAAAUAAUAAGCUACCUGAAAGCAAUUACACAUUUUUUGUGUGAAAUAACCCAAGAACUGAGAAUCAGAACUAAGAUAAUAGUGUACUUUUCAGCAUCUGUAGAAACAUCUCACUUAUAUUUCUCAGAAUGGAUGGAAUGAUGGAAUUGAUAAUUAUGGAUAAUAAUAUGCUCUGGGUGAAGGUAAAUACAGUUUGUUCUGGCUCAGGGAAGACAGAUGCCUGUUAAGUUAUUGCUUGCUAGUUCCCUUUAAAUUCUUUCCUUUUCACUUGAAGAUAAAAUGGGGUCUGAGAAGGGGACAGUUUCAGACAAGGUAUAUUUGUUUCUUAGAGCCUCUGGUAAUGUGGUGUUGCCACAGCAUAGUGGUGUAUCUAAGAGAGGUAAAACACUAGCUAGAACAUUCCAGUAAAUGCUUUCUGGUGAAAGAGUCAGGAAUGUACUGAAAAAGCAGAGCAUUUCAGGGAGUAUCAUUAUCAAGUGAGUUUAAUGUAGAAAACUGACAAAAAGUCCUGUACAAGUUAGGGCAAUGCAGGCAGCAUUGUGCAUAAGUGAAUUUCAGAUGACCAGAACAACAGCAUUACAUUUACUUCCUGCCCACCAAAAAAUGUGAUAAAGAAGUUUGGGCUCUCUAUUCCUUUAGUUUUUAAUGUUUAUAUAAUCAAGGUCACUUCUGUGUACUGCUUUGGUUUCAAGAGGUUUAUAUCUGUUGUAUUCAUUACUGCUUAUGAGCAAGAUCCCACCACUUCCUUUCCUUCCUUCAUUGACAGGCAGCAUGAUUUCCUGGUAGCCCUUUGGGGAACAUUUUAUCUUCUUUUGUUAUAGAUUGACUUAUACGGCCUCAUGUUCAAUUUUUAACCUUGUGUUCAGCAGUAUUCUGGACAUCAGAAUGGAAAGGAACUCUGGAAACAAAAUGCACAAGACACUAGCAGAAGUAGAUGGAAGGCUCAGGAUAUAUUUCUUAUUGUUGCUAUUUAGC